AUGCGUCCGCUGCGGAGUGCUGCCUUUCCUUGGGCGGCCCCUUUGCUGGGUUUUCUUUCGGUCUUCCUCUUAGCUACAGUUCAGGGAGUUGUUGUGAAGGACAAAAACCUUCACCGCACCAACUCAGAAGCAGCAGCAGCACCAGCAGCAGCAGCAGCAGAUGUGCCCCCAACAGCAGCACUCGUUGCAACCCUCCAGGUAUCCGGCAACUCCAACCCAUUUCUGGAGCCGCCUCUCGCAGAUUUCAUGUCCCGGUUUGACAUCCCCAAGAACCACGGAAGCGGGAUUUACGUGGAUCUUGGUAGCGAGAAGGAAGUAGAUGGACAGAUGUACAGGGAGCCGAGUGGGCGGUGCCCUGUCUUUGGGAAGAACAUUCAGCUGCAUCAGCCCCCCAACAACCCUCACUAUAAGAAUGAUUUUCUUGUAGAUAUUCCUUCAAAAGCGGAGUCUGAUGCAGCAGGAAAUCCCCUUCCUGGAGGAUUUAAUAACAGCUUCAAACUCCCUGAUAAAACGCCGUACUCCCCUAUGACUGCAGCCAAACUAAACAGCUUCUCACAGUCAAACAAGGCAGUAGCAAACGCUGUAUUCGGAGUGUGGGAGGGGGGAAGAUGCCAAGAGCAUAGACGGCGCAAGGGGGCGAAGAAGGAGAAAGUUAAUUCUAAAGAAGACUGCUGGAUUCUUGCAUUUGAAAACCCUGGAGUCGCCAGCGAUCAUCCCGUCACUGACGACGAAAAAGUCGGAACUUUGGGAUAUUAUUUCCCAACUGUUGAGGCCAAUCAACCCAAGUCCGGAGGCGAGGGUGUGAACUAUGGGAGUUAUUAUCCUUCAUCGAAGGAGUGUUGGUUAUCUGACGAAGUGCCGAAUUGUUUGGUGCCAAUGGACGGAGCCGUUGCAUACACCGCAUUAGGAGGUUUAGACGAAGAAGCUGCCCCGUGUACAGACAGCUUCCCUCCUACAUCUACUCCCUGCGACCCUUCGACUUGCACAAUUACUCUUACUUCUUGUGUUAAUGGUGCUCUUGUCUCCAAAGAAGUAGCAUGCCCAGCAGAAGAAAGCAACGUUUGCGAGGGUAGUCGGUUUUCUGCGGUUAUGAUUGGCCUCGCAGCAGCGGGUGGAAUUCUGCUGCUGCUGCUCGCUGGAGGAGGGUUUGCUCUCUAUCGAAGCAGACGGGGGCCUGCACGGAAGGGCGAAGAGGCAACGCGUUCAGAUUACGUACAGGAAGAAGCUGCAGCAAAUAGAAAAAAGCAAAGACAAUCAGAUUUGGUGCAGCAAGCAGAGCCUUCAUUCUGGGAGGAGGCAGAAGCAGACGAAAAUGAGGGCGCGGAGAAUACUCACGUGUUGGUUGAUCAAGAUUAUUAA
This is a messenger RNA of Eimeria acervulina, 1359 nucleotides long. Its product is annotated as apical membrane antigen 1, putative. The transcript has 7 exons. The record is from RefSeq and is a predicted model, not a curated record. Lineage: Eukaryota; Apicomplexa; Conoidasida; Eucoccidiorida; Eimeriidae. Bases 1 to 1359 code for a protein of 452 amino acids. Gene Ontology annotation, cellular component: membrane.